AAUCGGCUGAAUCGACAUGUUCGCUCUUGGUGUUCUAAUCGGUCGGCUGCUAGAUUAGCAGUAGCAGAUCUUGAAUUCGAACUCAGUCUCCACCGUGAACACAGUAACACUAUGACAAGCGUCUAACGACAGUGCCAAAAUUUUAUCAGGACAAGACUACCUGUGUGCCUGUGUAGCUCAACGUAUCUCGUAUCGUUAUGAAAGCAGUGCUAGGAUCAUCAUGACUCCAGAAGUGCGUGCUUCGUAGCUCGCGCGUUCGUGGAUCGUAACGACGUUCAACAUGAUCUCUGCAGCUCUCGGAGUGCGUAGUGUGCUGUGUAAAUACCAUAUAAAGAAGCUGACGCAUACAGCACUUAUAAGCAAUGUCACACUUCGCAACAUCUGCCGGAGCAAGGUCUCCGCCGGACUCGCAAGGCUGCCGGCACAUGCAUUUAAAGGAGCUCGGACAUCCACUCAGAGGAGUUCCCUUCACCUCUGGCUACUCGGAGGAGGCUGUUGCAUUUCACUGACAACCGCCAAGUGCCUGACGCUUCCGAGGGCGGAGUGCAAAGCGCCCAGGACACGGCUACUGGAGGCCAAGAAGGAAUGCCGCGCCCCUUUCGAUUGGUCGGCGUUCUUUCGCUUUCUCAAGCCGGAUUGGUUGCCUCUGCUUGUCGCCGUCAUUAGUGCCUUAGCUGUGGCCGCGCUCAACAUCAACAUCCCUAUCUGCCUCGGUGCCGUUGUGAAUGUCCUCAGCAAGAUCACAAGCAAUGUCGCACCACUCAGUGACAGCUCGGAGUUCUUCGAAGAGAUUCGGGGGCCCGCCUUUCGUCUGCUCACCAUUUUUAUCCUGCAGAGCAUCUUCACAAGCAUCUACAUCUCGACACUGUCGUACACGGGUGAAAGAUUUGCGGCUCGGCUGCGCCAGGCCAUCUUUGAGUCCGUCCUCAAACAGGACAUGGACUUCUUUGACAAGACAAGGACUGGGGAGAUCAUGAACAGCCUGAGCGGAGAUGUCCAGGAGUUUAAGAGCGCCUUCAAGCUUUGCAUCUCUCAGGGACUUCGCAGCUUUGCCCAGACGGUAGGCUGUGGGGUUUCCCUCUAUUACAUUUCGCCCUCGAUGACAGCCUGGAUGGUCGCCGUGGUGCCCGUGAUGAUUGCAGCCGGCACCGCCUUCGGGUCUUUCCUUCGAGCACUUUCCCGAGCAGCCCAAGAACAGACGGCGAGGGCAGCCGGUGUGGCGGAUGAAGCCGUGAGCAACAUUCGGACGGUCCGAGCCUUUGCCAUGGAAGACGCCGAAGCCAAGCUUUUUCACAAGGAGCUGGACAAGGCGGAGCAUCUGCACACGGCACUUGGAGUCGGCAUAGGCUGCUUUCAAGGACUGACGAACCUGGCCAUAAACGGCUUGGUGCUGGGUGUGUUGUACAUGGGUGGAAACAUGAUGGAAGAGAACAGCCUUGAACCGGGGCAGCUCAUGUCUUUCCUUGUAGCCACCCAGAUGAUUCAGAGGUCUCUUAGUCAAAUAUUUGUGCUGUUCGGCCAGUACGUGCGGGGAAUGUCAUCCGGAGCGAGGAUCUUCGAGCUGAUCAGCAUGAAAGGUGACGUCUCCAUCACCGGCGGGAAACAGCUCGACCUGAAAUCUUUGCGGGGAGAUAUCGAGUUCCACCACGUCUCCUUCGCAUACUCCAGUAGACCUAAUGAGACCGUGAUCGACGAUGUCACACUCAAACUUCCUGCCGGAAAAAUCGUGGCCAUAUGUGGACCGUCUGGAAGUGGGAAGUCCACGAUAGCCGCCCUCCUGGAAAGGUUCUACGACGUGUCAGAGGGAGUCAUAACUCUCGACGGUCACAACAUCAAAGACCUGGACCCCAGUUGGCUUCGAAGAAAGGUCAUCGGCUUUAUCCGACAGGAGCCUGUACUGUUUGCAACUAGCAUCAUGGAGAACAUCCGCUACGGGAAUCCUGAGGCAACAGACGAGGAGGUCUACGAAGCGGCCAGGCAAGCAAACGCCCACGACUUCAUCACCUCCUUCCCUAAGCAGUACGACACCGUGCUGGGGGAGCGGGGCGUCACCGUCUCCGGCGGACAGAAGCAGCGGAUAGCGAUCGCUCGCGCUCUCGUGAAGAACCCGCACGUCUUGAUACUCGACGAGGCAACGAGUGCCCUGGACACAGCCUCUGAGCAGGUUGUCCAAGCGACUCUGGACAAAGUAAGCCAAGGACGAACGGUACUGGUGAUAGCGCACAGGCUGUCGACCAUCAGGAACGCCGACAUCAUCGCAGUUCUGCUCGACGGAAACAUUGUGGAGAUUGGUGAUCACAAGUCCCUCAGCCGUCUCAAGGGUGUCUACUGGAAACUGACACACCACCACGACCACGCUAGCGCUAGCGCGGCAGCGUGAUCGGCCGCAACACUGGACAUACGACCAGAGACGACACUCUCAAAUGCUCGCCUGCAUAGCGGCAGCUUACUCAAAUACAGCGUUAAGUACUUAGUA
This is a messenger RNA of Ixodes scapularis (black-legged tick), 2476 nucleotides long. RefSeq names its product mitochondrial potassium channel ATP-binding subunit. Gene Ontology annotation, molecular function: ABC-type oligopeptide transporter activity; ATP binding; ATP hydrolysis activity. The record is from RefSeq and is a predicted model, not a curated record. Gene Ontology annotation, biological process: transmembrane transport. Gene Ontology annotation, cellular component: membrane. Bases 281 to 2380 code for a protein of 699 amino acids. Lineage: Eukaryota; Metazoa; Arthropoda; Arachnida; Ixodida; Ixodidae. The transcript has 18 exons.